AUGUCUGACAUUUCUUCUAUUCUCCAGGGCGGAUACCACCACCCUCUGACCCGUACAUGGCAAGCUGAGAAAACGCUCACCAAGGCGGCCCUCAUGUACCCCAUUUUCAUCACCGAUUCCGAAGAUCAAUUCGAAGAACUGCCCUCCAUGCCAGGUCAAUAUCGUAUCGGGUUGGGCAAACUUGAAGGCUUUAUUGCGCCUCUUUACAAGAAGGGUCUUCGCUCUGUCAUUUUGUUCGGUGUGCCUCUUGCUGAGGGAUCCAAGGACGAAACCGGCUCAAAUGCCGACGACCCGAACGGACCCGUCAUUCAGUCUGUUAAACUGCUUCGAAGCAAAUUCCCCAACCUCUUUGUUGCAUGCGACGUUUGUCUUUGUGAAUACACUUCUCAUGGUCACUGCGGUAUAUUACGCGAAGAUGGUUCUCUCGAGAACCAACUCUCUGUCAAGCGUUUGGCUACUGUUGCCCUUAACUACGCCCAAGCUGGUGCACACUGUGUCGCACCCUCCGAUAUGAUGGACGGUCGUAUUAAAGCCAUCAAGGAAACGCUCAUUGAAAAUGGUUUGGCACACAAGGUUAUGCUUAUGAGCUACUCGGCCAAGUUUUCUGGCGCUUUCUAUGGCCCCUUCCGAGAUGCUGUCAAUUCCGCUCCUAGCUUUGGUGACCGUCGUUGCUACCAACUUCCUGCUGGUGCUCGAGGUCUUGCUCGUCGCGCCAUCAUUCGUGACAUGGCAGAAGGUGCGGAUGUCAUUAUGGUCAAACCCGGUAUGCCUUAUCUCGAUAUUGUGCGUGAAGCCGCCAACCUUGCACCCGACUACCCCAUUGCUGUAUACCAAGUCUCUGGCGAAUAUGCUAUGCUCUGGCAUGCAUCCCAAGCAGGCACAUUCAACCUCAAGCAGAUUGUUUUGGAGAGUAUGGAAGGUUUCCUGCGAGCUGGAGCUGGCAUUAUUCUGACUUAUUAUACACCUCAAAUUCUCGACUGGCUCGACGAGCAGCAGUAG
Molecule: messenger RNA, 999 nt
Organism: Umbelopsis ramanniana AG
Lineage: Eukaryota; Fungi; Mucoromycota; Umbelopsidomycetes; Umbelopsidales; Umbelopsidaceae
Exons: 1
Coding region: 1-999 (332 amino acids)
Biological process (GO): heme biosynthetic process
Cellular component (GO): cytosol
Molecular function (GO): zinc ion binding; porphobilinogen synthase activity
Source: RefSeq, a predicted model, not a curated record